ACCUCGGUGUCCACAUCCUGGGUUCGCAAAGGAGGGGCUGAAGCUGCCAAAACGGAAAAUAGGGUUCAUCUCACGGGAUAGAAAAAAACUUUUACUAUAAUAUAUGAAAUAGACGGAGAGUUUUGCAGGUUAAGUGUGUUUAACAAGUAAUAAGUAGCGCAACAAAGUAAAGCACAGUUAGAUUACUUCUGUAAAUUUAUACAGGACUAAUCAGCAAUCAACUUAGACUAAGCCGCGUCACCGUGCAGUGUGGUCCGAAGUAGGCGCUCACUAUGUCUGAUGGGGACUACGAUUACCUAAUCAAGUUCCUAGCUCUUGGUGACUCCGGAGUGGGAAAAACUAGCUUUUUGUAUCAGUACACAGAUGGCAAAUUCAACAGCAAAUUCAUCACGACAGUGGGAAUUGAUUUCAGAGAAAAGAGAGUGGUGUAUAAAUCCAACAGCCAAGAUGGAAAAGUGGGAAAAGGCCAGAGGAUUCAUAUUCAGUUGUGGGACACAGCAGGACAGGAGAGGUUUCGAAGUCUGACGACGGCUUUCUUCCGAGAUGCCAUGGGUUUCCUCCUCUUAUUUGAUCUCACAAAUGAGCAGAGUUUCCUUAAUGUCAGGAACUGGAUGAGUCAGCUACAGAUGCAUGCAUAUUGUGAAAACCCAGAUAUUGUGCUGUGUGGCAACAAGUGUGAUCUGGAUGACCAAAGAGUUGUUAAAGAACAGGAAGCCAAGGAGUUGGCAGAGAAAUACGGAGUUCCAUACUUUGAGACAAGCGCAGCAAACGGACAGAACGUGAGUCAGGCUGUGGAUGUUCUGCUAGACCUUAUCAUGAAGAGGAUGGAGCGGUGUGUGGACAAGUCCUGGAUCCCAGAUGGUACUGUGCGCUCUAACGGGCACAGCACGAGUGAAAGGAUGUCGGAGCAAAAGGAAGAGGAGAAAAGCAAAUGUAGCUGUUAGAAUGCUGUUUACACCUGCUGUAACUGCAACUGUUGCAUUGCUGUGGAUCCAUAUUUUACCAUUUGAGGAGGGCUGAAUUUGAAACGCUAUGGGAAUGUAACCCAUUUACCAAAUACAGCAUUGGCAGUUUUUACCUUGGCAUGCACAAAAUAGUAUGUGUAGAGUGAUAUGUUCACUGUAAAUCAAUGUAACCAGAGAUUGUUCCUAUGGUCUAUCAGUGCAUUACAAAAUCUGAUUGUUUUCUGGAUUUAUUUUCUUAGUAGUUUUGGCAUUGUGUGUCCAUCUACAUUUGUUAUACAGAUUGUAAAAACAGUUCCAAAAUUUUAAGCAUUUAGUGGAAUUAAGAAAUAAUUUGCCUGACAGUUGCAUUUUGCUUGAGUAUGAGCUCUAUUGUGCCCUCUGUUUCAACAGGAGACUAUAGUAACCUUAAUGAUAGAAUGAAUGACUCAGUGCUGCACUCUGCUGAUUUAUUUAUACAAAUUUGAAGAGAGCCUCAAUAUUUUUCAGAAUUAAUUUUGAAUGUCUUAAAAUAAGCAGUUAAUCUGGAUGGUGAUAAAGAACUUCUGCUUUCAGUGCAUUCCAAACUAUAUGCAUGGUCAAGGAGUCUAAUAAUGCUAUGUUGGUUUGAACCAAGUUUCUAUAUCAAUUUCAAAACUAAUCAUUCUGCAAUAGUCUCAGCUUUUAUUGAUUGAAAUACCGUGUUACUUUCAAAAUGCAGUCUCUAUGCUAGUAAACUAUUCUCUACUCAAGAAGGUGCAGAUAUUUUCUUUUUCCCCACUUAUUUACUCCUGGCGUAGUUUCAGUACUGUUUUACCCAUAAUAAGUGUUCCAAGAUUUUAAAUAAUAUAUACUGUAUUUAAAUGCAGGAAGUGUGUGUAUAUAUAGUAUAAUGCAGACUUUCCGAAAUGAAAACUGCAGCCACAGCAGUUUGUACACUAGUUCUGUAGCUAAUGCAAAAGGUAUUAAAGAUGCAUUUUUUUUGUUGUAUUUAAGAAAAUGCUGCUGGCCAGAGCUGUAACUGGUAACAGAAAUGAAACAACACCGUUGCUUUUUUUUCCAGUUUAAACAGUUAAUAGAAAGUAUUUUAAAAGCAGUUUUUUUCAAAUAAGCUGGCUUUUAUUGUACAGCAAGCUGAUUCUCUCCACCAUGCAUUAUAUAAGUAUUUGUAAUAGUAAUAAGGCCAU
Molecule: messenger RNA, 2128 nt
Organism: Scleropages formosus (Asian bonytongue)
Lineage: Eukaryota; Metazoa; Chordata; Actinopteri; Osteoglossiformes; Osteoglossidae
Gene: rab27a
Product: RAB27A, member RAS oncogene family
Exons: 6
Coding region: 273-944 (223 amino acids)
Molecular function (GO): GTPase activity; GTP binding
Source: RefSeq, a predicted model, not a curated record